Molecule: messenger RNA, 1782 nt
Organism: Salvelinus sp. IW2-2015
Lineage: Eukaryota; Metazoa; Chordata; Actinopteri; Salmoniformes; Salmonidae
Source: RefSeq, a predicted model, not a curated record
CUCGUGGAUUAAUCACAUAACUCGGUCAAAGGCUUGAAUCCUGACUGCUUUGUCACAUUCUUCUUCCUUUUUUUUCUAGAUCAAGAAACUCAUUAUGAAAUUCAUAAAGAAUAAGAUAACCAUUAUUUUGGCGGUGGUACCAUGUAAUGUUGACAUAGCAACAACAGAGGCCCUGAAAAUGGCACAAGAAGUGGAUCCUGAAGGCACAAGAACUAUGGCCAUUCUGACAAAGCCAGACCUGAUAGACCCGGGAGCAGAGAAGAAUGUGUUGGAAAUUGUCCACAAUARAGUMAUCGUUCUCAAUAUGGGUUAUGUCAUUGUGAAAUGUCGUGGUCAGAAGAAAAUUGAUGAAAACAUGUCCAUUACUGAUGCGAUUGAGGAGGAGUUGGAAUUCUUCCGAAAUCAUGAGCACUUCAGCUCCCUUUUGCGUCAGGAGAAGGCAACCACCAAGUGCCUAGCCACCAAGCUCAGCAAUGCCCUGGUCAAACACAUCAAGAAAUCCUUGCCCCAGAUGUCAGAGACGAUAAAGGAAAAGCUGGGGGAGGUAAAGCAUUUAUUGAGUCAAAUAGAGGGCGGGCCUCCCAUGGAACCUGAAGAGAAGAGGAAGUACCUCAUUCAGGUCAUAACAGAUUUCAAUGAGCAGAUUACCCAACUGUCCAAAGGGGAUAUUAUCAUUGAGGAAAACCUGUUUGAGCUCAUGCGAAUGGAAUUUACAGAGUGGAUGGAAUGUCUGAAAAAUGCCAAAUCACAUUACCACGAAGUAGUGCAACAAGUGGUGGAUGAAUAUGAUCAGGAGCACAGGGGAAGUGAGCUGCCAGGAUUCAGUAACUACAGGGUAUUUCAACAUGUUGUUCAGAAACUAGUGGCUGAACUUAAGAGACCAGCUAUGACGACACUACAGAACAUGGUGCAGAAGCAAUUUGAUCAUUUGUCCAGAGACAGCUUUAAGUAUUAUCCUUAUCUUCAUCUGGUCUCAAUGAAAAAAAUUGAAACAAUCCAGGAACAGCAGUCAAACAUAGUGAAGGAGAGGAUCGUGGAGCAGUUUGAGAUGGAGAUGCAGGUCUACACACAGGAUGAAAUCUUCAACAAACAUAGUCAAAAGGAGGGAACAGAAGAAGGCUCAGAUCACGACACCAGGAGCAUGUACCCUGGGCUGCUCAAGGCAUACUAUGAGAUUGUGGUGCAAAGACUGGCUGACCAGGUGCCCAUGCUGAUCCGUUACUUCAUCCUGAAGCAGUCAGCCAAGAUUGUGUGCAGUGAAAUGCUGGAUCUGCUACACAGAGAUGACACUGAUAACAUCCUACAAGAGGAUUCAGAGACCGGACUGUAUCGUGCAAAGUUGCUGGCCCAAGUGGAUCGCCUUGUACAGGCCAAUGACAAAAUCAGCAGCCUCUGAGAGUGUGAUGUCUUGUCAGUUACAAAAUUCAGAGAUGUUGCCAAAAACAGAAACAUGUUAAUAUAAGUAGAUUUUUGGAAAGGGCCUCUAUUGGCCAACUGUUAUUUAUUUUAAGUAAUGAGUAAAAUAAGAAAUAAUUUGUAUAUUUGUGUUCAACAAAUGUAUGAGAUCGGCUAAGAUCAGUGAGAUGCUGUAAUGACGACACCAGUGAAAUCCUUCAGGAGSAACAAGAGGUCGGCCGGAAACGUAAAAGAUUGCAGGACCAAGCGGAUCGCCUUGGACUGGCCAAUGACAAGAUKAGUAGACAGUGGUUGACAAUUUGUCAAUGCAGAAAUUCUGAGAUAUAUAUGUUGUGUCUAUGACUAUCAUUUGUGAAGACUGUUAUU